Messenger RNA from Nematocida parisii ERTm1, 624 nucleotides. RefSeq lists its product as uncharacterized. Lineage: Eukaryota; Fungi; Microsporidia. The coding region runs from base 1 to 624 and encodes 207 amino acids. The record is from RefSeq and is a predicted model, not a curated record. The transcript has a single exon.
AUGAAUUUGAAAGUGCAGCUGCUGCUAGUCACUGCAUCAUUUGGACUGAUCAUGGGCGGUAUACUGACAACUUUAUUUAUUACAAGAAUGCCCAGGGAUACAGAUUAUACUGUAGAAGCAACAGGCGUAUCUGAUAAUGAAGAACUAUUAAAGUCAUUUAAAGAUUCUCUCGUUACAGAGACUACGUGGUUAGAUGUGCUAUGGGACUUCUCCAUAAUUAACUCAAAAAAUGAAAUAACUGAAAAUAUAUCAAAUAUUCAAUUCUUCACAGAUAUAAGUGUGGAUACGCCCAUAACCAGCUUAAACUUACUUGAUGGUCCCAUGAUUACCAGUAAUAAGGACUAUAUCAUAUUCGAGAAUAACCCGGAAAUUCAUUAUUUCUAUUUCUCAAGCAGUAAGAAUUCUUCAUUUGAGUACGUCAUACAUGCGUAUAACCAUAAUUUAUUUGAUGCUCAGACAGGGGUUUGUAUAUUUUACAGGGAGGAUAAGGAACUAAAAGGGUAUUUGCUGAAUAAUAUCAGACUAAGAGCGGUAAGGUCAACAAAAAUAAUAUUAUUAGUAGAGAAUGAAUUAGAAAUAGAAAGAAUCAUGGACUUCAAUGGUAAUUCACAUGAAUUCAUAUGA